GAUUCCUCGUGCCGGUGUUUAUCAAGCUCGCGCACUUCGCUCCAGCUUCUGGUUCACGGUGAACAGCGAUGGCGAGCGCGAGACUCAGCGGUGCACUGUGCAGAUUUACAUCCAGUAAAUACUCUCUCUUCUCGGGGCAUGGACACCGGAACCUGUGCAUGACUUCAGCUUUACUGGCUCGUACCCAUGUUAAUUAUGAAAUUAAGGACGAUGUAGCGGUUGUUAGGAUCAACGAUCCGACCUCCAAGGUAAACACCCUGUCUAGGCAGCUGCAGACUGAACUGACGGUGGUGAUGUCUGAGAUUUGGGGAAAUGGAACGGUUAAGAGUGCUGUGCUUAUCUCCACCAAACCUGGCUGCUUUAUUGCAGGGGCUGAUAUCAAUAUGAUCAAAGCCUGUAAUAGUGCAGAGGAAGUGACCUUGCUAUCACAGCAAGGACAAAUGAUGUUUGAGAAGAUCGAGAAAUCACCAAUUCCCAUCGUGGCAGCCAUCAACGGGUCCUGUUUGGGUGGUGGCCUGGAGUUUGCAAUCUCAUGUCAGUACCGUAUAGCUACUAAGAGUAAGAAAACAGUUCUGGGAACACCAGAGGUAAUGCUGGGACUACUGCCAGGGGCUGGAGGGACUCAAAGACUUCCCAAGAUGGUGGGACUUCCUGCUGCGUUCGAUAUGAUGUUAACAGGAAGAAACAUCAGAGCAGACAAGGCCAAGAAAAUGGGGCUCGUCCACCAAGUGAUCGACCCAGUGGGUCCAGGAGUGAAGAGUCCAGAAGAAAGGACGAUAGAGUAUCUGGAGGAAGUAGCUGUGGGUGUCGCUAAAGGCCUGGUUAAUAAAAAAGUUACUGUAGAGAAAAAGAAAGGAUUGAUGCAGAAGCUGCAGGACUCAGUGAUGGGGAUGCCAUUUGUAAGGAAGCAGAUCUAUAAUACAGUCAACAAAAAAGUGAUGAAACAAACCAAAGGCCUUUACCCAGCACCUCUUAAAAUCAUAGAGUGUGCGCAGACCGGAGUGGAGAAGGGUUCUACUGCAGGAUACCAGACCGAGUCUGAGAACUUUGGCAAGCUGGCGAUGACAUCUGAAUCCCGAGCUCUGAUUGGUCUCUACCAAGGUCAGGUGGCCUGCAAGAAGAACAAUUUUGGCCAACCGAAGAGCGAAGUGAAGAAGUUGGCGAUCCUGGGUGCAGGACUUAUGGGUGCAGGUAUCGCCCAGGUGUCGGUGGAUAAGAGUGUGGCCACCAUCCUGAAAGAUACCACAGCAGAAGGACUAGCCAGAGGACAACAGCAGGUCUACAAGGGACUGAACGAUAAAGUGAAGAAGAGGGGCAUCACGUCGUUUGAGAGAGAUGCCACCAUGUCGUUUCUGACCGGUCAGCUGGACUACAGCGGCUUCCAAACGGCAGACAUGGUGAUCGAGGCCGUGUUCGAGGACCUGGCGAUCAAACACAAAGUGCUGAAGGAGGUGGAAGCUGUGACGCCUCCACACUGCAUCUUUGCCUCCAACACAUCAGCUCUGCCCAUCAGAGACAUUGCUGCUGUCAGCAAGAGACCAGAGAAGGUUAUAGGGAUGCAUUAUUUUUCACCAGUUGAUAAGAUGCAGUUGUUGGAGAUCAUCACUACUGAUAAAACCUCCAAAGACACCACAGCAUCAGCGGUGGCCGUCGGCCUCAAACAAGGCAAAGUUAUCAUUGUUGUGGGGGACGGUCCAGGAUUUUACACGACUCGCUGUUUGGCUCCUACGCUAGCAGAAGCAAUCCGAGUACUGCAGGAAGGUGUAGGACCAAAGAAGCUGGACUCCUUGACAACGGAUUUUGGAUUCCCUGUUGGCGUGGCGACUCUAACCGACGAGGUCGGAAUUGAUGUGGCAGCUCACGUUGCUGAGGAUCUUGGAAAGGCUUUUGGUUCGAGGUUCGGUGGUGGCAAUGUGGAUGUGUUGAAGACGAUGGUGCAGAAAGGCUUCAAGGGUCGUAAGUCUGGUAAGGGCUGUUACGUUUAUGGUGCGAAAUCAAAGGAUAAGAAGGUAAACUCUGGAGCUGAGGAGAUUCUGAAGACGUUUAAACUUCCAGCGCCCCCUGCUGUGUCUGGAGAUGAGGAUGUCCAGUACCGGCUGGUGUCCCGCUUCGUAAAUGAGGCCGUUCUGUGUCUGCAGGAGGGAAUCUUGGCUGACCCAGUACAGGGAGACAUAGGAGCUGUUUUUGGACUGGGCUUCCCUCCCUGCCUCGGAGGUCCUUUUCGCUUUGUGGAUUCAUUCGGAGCAGAUAAACUGGUUCAGAAGAUGAGAUGUUACGAGGAUGUUUAUGGAAAUCAGUUCACUCCCUGCCAGCUCCUCCUCGAUCAUGCCAAGGACUCCAGCAAGAAGUUCCACAAGUGAACUAGAACAACUUAUACAGUCUGACUGUCGACCCAAACCUCCUCCUGAGGAAGAGCUUUGUACUUGUUCUUAAAUCGUUCUGAAUGUUUCAACUACAAUUUACAUUGUAGCAUGAAACGAUGAAACGAAUAAUAAUAAUGUAAUAAUGUAUGUAUCACAAGGGGAAUGUGUUCAACCACUUUGUUUUGAUUUAACUAGCUUUCAGUGAUUAAAAUCACUUCAAAUCUUCAGAAAACCAUAUUUCAGUUUUGAAGAGACCUGAAUCAGAAACUCCUCACAUAUUUUUGUGUCACAUUUUGUUUAGUGUUUGGCUUCAGCCAGUUGCUUUCAACAAAGCCAGUUUUUGGGAAAUGUAAAGUUGUAAUUUGUUUUUUGCUUGAAUGUACGUUGGCCCCACAUGCAGCACAGAAUGAAGAUGACUGGGGACACCUGUGCUGAUGCUGUACAUAACACAUCUAGGCUCAUUAAAAUCAAACUGAAUUAACAUGA
This is a messenger RNA of Trichomycterus rosablanca, 2849 nucleotides long. It is a transcript of the gene hadhaa, whose product is annotated as hydroxyacyl-CoA dehydrogenase trifunctional multienzyme complex subunit alpha a. NCBI's taxonomy places the organism in Eukaryota, Metazoa, Chordata, Actinopteri, Siluriformes, Trichomycteridae. The transcript has 20 exons. Gene Ontology annotation, cellular component: mitochondrial fatty acid beta-oxidation multienzyme complex; mitochondrion. The record is from RefSeq and is a predicted model, not a curated record. Gene Ontology annotation, molecular function: NAD+ binding; (3S)-3-hydroxyacyl-CoA dehydrogenase (NAD+) activity; enoyl-CoA hydratase activity. Bases 69 to 2360 code for a protein of 763 amino acids. Gene Ontology annotation, biological process: fatty acid beta-oxidation.